UGCUUUUGCCAGCUGGCUGGUGGUUUCUGCAGGUUGGCACCAUUCCCUCGAUUCCUGCCACGUACCUCCCGACCCAGCCUCCCCCCGCGCUGCUGACGCCCAAGAGCCGCGACCCCCCGAACUCGAAUUUGAACGCUACUUCCGGGCUCACCCCACAGCAGCUUCCCCCUCACCUUGAUCCACGGCCCGUCCUUAUACCAAUCCUUAGUGCUAUAAUUUUUUUCCCCAUUAUUGCUUUCAUCAUUAUCUGCGCACUUCGCUACCGAGCCAUGCGACUCCGACGUAAGGAGCAUAGGAAACGUCUCCGCGGAGGGAUUCGUGGAGGGCGCGGCAUGCACGUGCCGAUCCCCGCGCUGGGCGAGCGCUCGUCGUACUUCUCGCAGAACUCGUCAUCGGGGGAGACCGCAAGCAGACAGCCCAUAGGCGUCCCUUCUUCGAACCGACACUCUUCGCAGAUGAGUCGGACUACGAGCAGUCUUCAGGUCCCCACCACAUCAUCUUACCAAGGAACCCAUCGGACCUCACGGUCAACCAGCUUGUCGAUCUUCGAGCCGUCGUUCAUGGAAGACUCCUCCGACGAGGAUAAAGACAAUGAGAAGGAUGGUGUAUUUGAAGAGGAGUCGUCUGAUCUACAUGAACAAGAUGAGCACCAGUUUCGACAGCAACAGCAGCAGCAGAUGGCAACGCCACAACAAUAUCAGUAUCAACAACUGCACCAGCAGCAAUCCCAAGGGCAGCACGGUGGAUCCGGGGGCCGGGAUAGGGAGCACAUGCAUACAUCAAGGACUUCGACUUCUUCGAGCACACUGACACCCACAGCUGUCACUUCAAGUAACUGCAACCUUCUAAGCAGCGGAGGUCAUGGCGCUUCGAACUACCAUAAUUACUGGGAGCAUCAGAACAAGGAGAACUCAGGAACUGAAAAUGUAGGAGGCUAUAUGUCUUAUCCAGAACCGCCUCGGAGAUCAUCUCGUCCAAGGACGCCUUCGUGGAGGAGCCAACAGCAACGAGCUCGCCGAAAGAAGAAAUUGGAACUAACCUCUAAUGCGAGCUGAAAGACGCCGCGAGAUUUAGAAUGACGUGUCACCGCUAUUUUAGCGUACGUUAUAGCACUACAGAAUGUGCAAUGCCCCGCAGAUGGAUGAGCCCAUACACCUGAUUCAAAACAAUGACAGGUAGAAAGAGUGCAAAAGAAGCGGUAUCAUGAUUCUUUGAUGAAGUGUGAAGUCGAAGGAAAAGCAAGACUACCAAAAUUGUACAGCCUGAAAAAUGGUUGAGAGCUGCGUCUAGGUUCUGUUGAGGAGAACAUGUAAACGUUCGCCCCCUUAUGAUAUAGGUGUUCAACAACGAGUUAAAUUAUGGCAACUGAUAAAACAGAAGAUCGACUACAGGGUCCAUUCGCUAACACGCUCAACCCUACCAAGAAGAUGACUAUUAUUAAGAAGACUCUAUAUCGCAUUGUACAGAUGGACACUGGAAAGCCGUAACCAAGUAGCAGGAACACCCUCUGGACAAAUCGUGCUCCUACUUCAGGCGUCUAUAAUGUGAAGACGUACGGGUCUUAGUCGCGCGGUCUGAUGUGAACACCUUACAUGAUCGCUCUUUGUACAAGUGGGACGACAUCAACGCGGCGAAGGUGCACCAGGCGUCAUCUCGAAAGGCAGAACUCCGGGUCCGCUUGAUAUCGACCCGCCCCACCGGGUACCUGUCAAUAUAUAUAUUAAUUAUAUGUGUGGCCCAGGACAAUGGCCACCAAGCCUGGGCGGUGUCAUGGUCCGGACGACUAUCACAUCGUUUUCGUGUAAUUAUUGAUAUUCGACAGCGGAGUAACUGACCAAAUACAAUCCAUAUGACGUUUACCCCGAUGACGAUGAUGAUCGAACACAUAAUGAAUUUAGUUAAUCCUCUUCUAUUUAGGACGCCAGCGAGCGUCUUUCUUUCGCGCUAGCGGAUAGCUCCACUCAGCUGAUGGAUUGCGAGACCGACAAAGCAAGUGGCAUGCCCCAAAAAAAUGAUAUUGCUCUUGCGUCUGAGAUCACUGCAAACAUACCGACUCUAUCUCUCGCUAAUGUAUCCCCUACAGUUCUAUUUGUGUUUUUAGCUACCGCCAAGUAACAAAUUAUUUCAGCCAACAAUAAUGUUUACUGUUUUUUUUGCGUCUCAACAAUUCUCUUCGCAUCAUUCUUUUUUUGGUUCAAAUUCCGUUAUAAAACGUAUGUUUCGGGCUCUUUUUUAGAUCGCAGGCCGAGUUCAGCUUUAGUCAGCCACGUGACUGUUAUCUAAACAAACGUCUAGCCUAUUCCAAUAUUCUAAGUCAAUUAUGAAAUGAAACUUUUUUCUUUCGAAUACAAAACCAUAUGGCUAUGUAGAUGUACAUGUAAUGAUUGCCAUAUGUUGAACUUUCGAUUUCAACUCACCUGGUUCAACUCGCACAUUCCAACCCCCCAAACAACUCGCUUCAAGCUUCCCUUAUGGCUGGGUCAAAUAGAACGGUAGAAAGUCUGCAUCACAGCAUCCUAAUUAAAAAUACUCUUUUCUGCAGCAGGCAGAUGUGCAGUAUUACGCAUAUAAAUAUACAGACAAAUAAAUAUGACGCCGCGCACUCAAUCAGAGGGUUAGGACAGAAUGCCCUGAUAAACAUGCUCGUCCUCCUAUUGCUUUACACGUAAACGCACUUUUGAUUGCAUGACUGCUUAAAAUGCUUACGCGCAGAGUACAAACUCAACAUUUGUCCGUUCGUUAAUACAAUUAUGCGUUUUGUGGAAUCGUUUGGUGAUGACCCAGCGCCAGUAGUGGUUCUCAUGCACUCACGAUAGGCGCACACAGGAAAACUCAUAGAUGCGUGGACAUACAGACAAAAUGAACGUCAUCAAAGGUAACGUUAUCUACGAAAUAGGUCGUGCAUAUCUUACCACUAUUUCUGCGACUGUGAACACCCCCAUUAACCUUUCGGAUGCAUGGCGGGAGGUAUUGUACACAAAUAUGGUACAGCCGCAGGCUAUCGUCACAACAUUGGAAUCACUUGGAGCUGACGGUACGAACGUAUGGUACGUUUGCUUUUAUUCAACUGAAUACAAUGGGUCCAAGACACUUGUCUAGUGUAUUCAAUAAGCACACCGUCUUUACUAUACAAACUAUGAAUGUUACACACGGAGCAGGUUGUUUUUUUGCUGCGGUCCGUGACAUGAUUAUAUGAAAAUUCAUAGCGGUGAAAUAAGUGCCGAUACGGCUUUCAAUCGCACAGUAGUGUACAGCUAACCACGAAAUGUUCGCUUUGCUUCCCUCUUCGAUGCGUUUUGCCGCUUUCCAUUAAGCUAGCUCGCUUUCGUUCGAAACACAAAGCCAAAAAGCAGACCUUGAGAAACGUCAAAAAGGACAACCUAAUUGUGAAUAUCUUGCACGUUUUAUUAAGAAAUAUUUCUCUACAUUUAAUUUCGUCAAAUUUGUCAAGAGCAAACUUCAUGCAAAAAUUAAACAACAUCUAUUUGAUCAAGCGACACCUCAUCAUUACAUACAUAGCUACCAUAAACGUAUAUCGAUACCGAGAAAUGAUCCAUCGAUCUUUCUUACAAUCGCUCCUGCGAUUACGAUCACCACCCGAAUACGAAAGUGAUAAGUGCGCAAGUAAAUGCUUCUAUGAGCGCGCCUGAAUCGUCUACAGUUCUGCUGAUCAGAAAUGAUACAGGUCCUGUACGACAAUGGCGACACAUAAGUAACACCUUUCCGGCGAAGAUUAGCAAAACCUAUUUCAUAGUUUGCCGAGCUUGAUUAAACACAAAAGCUAGCGAAAAAAAUCAGUGACAAACGUAUUAGUCUGAUUACACCCUCUGCCAACAUAAGUAACAAUUUCAAGUAGAAAAACGACCUUUUUUUUUUUUGCGUUGACUACACUUAACGCAGGACAGCGGUCGCGGAAGUCCAAUAAGAAAGCUUCUCGUUCGUCCUUUACGUUUUUCGUGUGACACGAAUCAAGCUAAAUUCUGCUGAAUUGAAUAAUUAUAUAAUAAUAAUAAAUAAAUGAAAAAACAAUACCCUAUGGAACGUCCACACCUUUAAAGUCUAUUAAAUUAUACAUUAAAGAUUGCUUUUGAAGGUUAGGUUUUUACAAACAGAAUUUGAUUCUCUCAGAGCCAGCACUGUCAUACGGAGACAUAGCAUAUGCUAGACUAGAGUGGCCAAUUUCGAUGCCCGUGUACAGAGGUCGAAGGCUACAUCAAUUCGCUAUUUGUUAGCCUUAUAUGUUAGUAUAAUGUUUCGAGGCCUAGGGUAAAAAUAGCAGGUGGAAUCGAGCGGCUUCAAUGUGUAAAACUGAUAGAGAACAUCGUCUAAAAUAGAGGAUUUAUAGUUGUAAGUAGCUCUUGACACAUGAGUGGCAUACAUGGAAAAUUUAUGGAGGAUAAUAAAAGGAACAAUAUUGUAUAAGAGAAAAACGUAUGCAUGUAUACAUACAAAUAGAUGAAGAGAGGCAAAAGAACGUAUAGAUAUAAGAAUGCAGCGACUUCGAAUGAAGAUUUUAAAAAAAAAAGCGUAUUUUCUAUAGUAAAAUCUGUAACAUUACUAUAUAUGCAACAAAUAAUUUUCCUUUGAUCGUACUUGUUCACAACACCGAACAAAAAAACGGUCACGAAUAAAGUAUAGACCCAUCUAAUGGUGAACACGGCGGCGGUCAUUAACGUCGAAAAAAUGAGACGGAACUCAUCAAGAUAAUUAAUGUGAGAAAGAAAAACACGCGGACCCAUUACGAAGCACACGACAAUAAAAAUAACACCAAUUCUAAGAUUACUACACAAUCCUAGUGCUAUACAAUCUGCGUGAAUAAACAAUGAUAUUAUUAAUCUUAAAAAAAAAGAAGAGGUUAAACGGCAUAAUCGGUUACAAAUUACCUAUAAAUAUACGUUGUAUAGCAACCUGUAGUACGUACACUGAAAUCCAUCGAAGCUAUAUAAAAAAUACCCAGAUUUCAGGUGUACACAGCGAAACAUACACACACCCGUAAGCCUAAAUGCACCCAUAUUCCAAUUAGUAAAUAGGCACAACAUUUUUGUGCGUGAUUCUAUUACUAUUACCUUUAUGAUAAAAACGUUGAUGAAGUUGUAAUGAAGCGUUACAAAACAGACUUCGAUAUAGAAACAACGGUGUGUUUGAUUUUGUUCGAUUCUAGAAAUAAAGUGAUAUUUAAUUUAUUGAACGAUUGGCAUCGAGACUCGUUAAGGUCAAUUGACAUCGUAAUAAAAUAGAAGGAAAUAGCGUGAUGCAAAAGAAUUGCCUUUAUUUCUAGUUCGUUGUAGCAUCAACGAGUGUCGUUACUUUCUUGAGCGAUUCAGAAAAAUGAUCAAAAGAAACACGAAUACGAAUCGGACCAUAAGUUGCAGAUUACCCGGCAUAGAUACAUACGAUUGAUGGCAUCAUAAAAAUAACAUUGUCUAGAAAAAUCAAGAACGACAAAAAAGGUGUUUACAGAAUGUACAAACAAUAAAAUAAAUUAUUCGUAAUAAUGGUUACGAUGAUGAUUGAAAAUAUGUAUAGAAAUAAGGUCAACUUCGUAACUUAAUUUUGUGAAAUGUCGACGACUCUAAAAGACGGAGAAUCAAACAAGUAAGUCAUAAACAAAUACAAGUUCAAGUA
Varroa destructor (honeybee mite) is the source of this 5625-nucleotide messenger RNA. RefSeq lists its product as uncharacterized. NCBI's taxonomy places the organism in Eukaryota, Metazoa, Arthropoda, Arachnida, Mesostigmata, Varroidae. The record is from RefSeq and is a predicted model, not a curated record.